Labrus bergylta (ballan wrasse) is the source of this 681-nucleotide messenger RNA. RefSeq names its product claudin-4. The record is from RefSeq and is a predicted model, not a curated record. Gene Ontology annotation, biological process: cell adhesion; bicellular tight junction assembly. Gene Ontology annotation, molecular function: structural molecule activity. Gene Ontology annotation, cellular component: plasma membrane; bicellular tight junction. NCBI's taxonomy places the organism in Eukaryota, Metazoa, Chordata, Actinopteri, Labriformes, Labridae.
CCCCAGCUGCGAACCAUGUACUCCGCAGGCUUGGAGAUCCUCGGUAUGAUCCUCGCUGUGGCCGGGUGGCUGGGGGUGAUGGUGGCGUGCGGCCUGCCCAUGUGGCGGGUGGCCGCCUACAUCGGUCAGAACAUCGUCAUCUCCCAGGUGAUCUGGGAGGGUUUGUGGAUGAACUGCUCGGUGCAGAGCACAGGCCAGAUGCACUGCAAGGUGCACGACUCCAUGCUGGGACUUCCUGUGGACCUGCAGGCAGCUCGUGCUUUGGUCAUAGUCUCCAUGGUGCUGAGUAUUGUGGGCAUUUGUCUGUCAGUGGCCGGCGCAAAGUGCACCAACUGCAGCCGGGAUGUGAGCAGCAAACCCCGGCUGGUGGUGACGGCUGGAGUGAUCUUUCUGGUGGCUGGACUGCUGCUGCUGGUGGCCGUUUCCUGGACGGCUCAUGCCAUCGUUCUGGGUUUUUACGACCCGCUGCUGGAGGAGACGGGGAAGAGGGAGUUUGGUAACGCUCUGUACUUCGGCUGGGCUGCCUCCUGCCUGCUCAUCCUAGGCGGAGCCCUGCUCUGUUGCUCCUGCCCGACGAAAACACCUACAGCAGCAAGUAAUGGCUCUAUGCCCCCCCGGGUGGACUAUUCACCGGUCAAGACCGUGUCAGUCAACGGAUACACCAGAAGAGACUAUGUAUGA